Messenger RNA from Pseudozyma hubeiensis SY62, 888 nucleotides. Its product is annotated as peptide methionine sulfoxide reductase. Gene Ontology annotation, molecular function: peptide-methionine (S)-S-oxide reductase activity. NCBI's taxonomy places the organism in Eukaryota, Fungi, Basidiomycota, Ustilaginomycetes, Ustilaginales, Ustilaginaceae. The transcript is spliced from 2 exons. The coding region runs from base 1 to 888 and encodes 295 amino acids. The record is from RefSeq and is a predicted model, not a curated record.
AUGCCGUUACGAGCUGUGAAGGAAGCGAGUUUGACAGCGACGCUGAGGAUGAAUGGCGAGGACAGCAAGCUCAGCAGCCGCAGGGUGCACGCAGAGAAGAACAUUGCCACACCUGGGCGAAGGUCUGCUUCCUUCUCUCCACCAUUGAAUACCCACCGGCACUUCGAACAUUCGUCCAAACUGCGUCGCAUACUGCUUGCCAUCGUCUUUGGGCUCCUCACAAUCAUCUAUUCACCUCCCAUGAGCCGAUUCUUUUCGCUCUUCACUAGAUCGUCGCAACCUCUGAUCCAACACCUCGGACCACCUACCACACCCACCGCACAAGCCGCUCAGGAAGCUCUCAAAAGCACCAACGCCGCAAUGUCAGCACAGGAAACCGCCACCGUCGCCAACGGCUGCUUCUGGGGUACCGAGGACAUCUACCGCAAAGCAUACGGAAACGGCAAGGGAUUGUUGGACGCCAAAGUUGGCUUCAUCGGUGGUUCCGAGUCGAGCAAGAAUCCUUCGUACGAGGAGGUCUGCACUGGCCGAACGGGUCACGCCGAGGCCGCACAGAUCGUCUACGACCCAUCCAAGGUGUCUUAUGCCGAGAUCAUUGAGUUCUUCUACCGUACACACGAUCCCACGCAGCUCAACCAGCAGGGCAACGACCGAGGUACGCAGUACCGCUCUGCCAUCUUUGCGCACGACCAGUCACAGCUCGAUAUCGCCAGGAAGGUGACUGAGGAGGUGCAGAAGAAGCACUUUGAACCCAAGGGAAAGAAGAUCGUCACGCAGCUCGAGGUUCGAAAGAAGGAGGAAUUCUUCCCGGCAGACGACUAUCACCAAAAGUACCUCAUCAACCACCCGAACGGCUACCACUGCUCGACGCACCGAUACUGGUGGUAA